Messenger RNA from Caenorhabditis remanei, 570 nucleotides. RefSeq lists its product as uncharacterized. NCBI's taxonomy places the organism in Eukaryota, Metazoa, Nematoda, Chromadorea, Rhabditida, Rhabditidae. The coding region runs from base 1 to 570 and encodes 189 amino acids. The transcript has 3 exons. The record is from RefSeq and is a predicted model, not a curated record.
AUGGAAAUGUGUCUACCCAGUGGUCCCAAAUGUCAAAUCAAUAAUUGUUACAUGAUCCCACCAUCUCCACCGUCCUACUCAAUGGCUCCAAUGCUCUCUUCAAUGCCAAUGUCUCCUGCAUCUCCACAACAAAUGUCAUCCCAAAUGUCUUCGUACUCGAUUCCUCCACCUUCCAUACCGUAUUCUCAUGGUGCUUCAUCCGUAAUGAUGGGCUCCCAAACUCCAUUUUUAUCUGCUCUCGACCCUCCACUCCCUCCAGUUUCCUCAUCUGCAUAUACCCUUUCAGCUCCUACAAUCGACAAAUCUCAAUAUGAAAUAAGUCCAGAAGUGUCACGUUGGGAUCGUCAGGAGCCAGAAUACAAGCAUGUCGAUGAGGCUGAAGCCGUCGUUGCUCCAGAUGUAAUUGUGGCGGAUACGGUAGAUGAGAAUAGUACAAGCAGUGAUAAAGUGGAAAAGGUGCAUGAUAAUGAGCGAUUGGCGAGGAUGGAUUUGAAAUAUGAAGAGCCAGAACCAACACCAUUCGAGAACGGAACAGUCACUUUCCAUGCGUGGUUUGUUCGGAAAUUAUGA